Molecule: messenger RNA, 2826 nt
Organism: Vidua chalybeata
Lineage: Eukaryota; Metazoa; Chordata; Aves; Passeriformes; Viduidae
Product: nucleolar pre-ribosomal-associated protein 1-like
Exons: 6
Coding region: 841-1182 (113 amino acids)
Biological process (GO): maturation of LSU-rRNA from tricistronic rRNA transcript (SSU-rRNA, 5.8S rRNA, LSU-rRNA); maturation of 5.8S rRNA from tricistronic rRNA transcript (SSU-rRNA, 5.8S rRNA, LSU-rRNA)
Cellular component (GO): nucleolus
Source: RefSeq, a predicted model, not a curated record
GGCGAGGAAGGCUUGGGCUAAGGAUGGAUUGAAACCGGGCUGCCUGUAAGUGCGCAGAGAGACCUUUGUCAUCCACGCUGCCAAAAGGAGCACCUGGUACACCCUAUAGGCGUGCCUUGUGUUUCACGUGUUUUCAUUUCCUGUUUGUGUCAUCCCAAAAAGCAGGGACGGAGCAAAUGGGACUGGUUCCCACUGUUGCUGGGUGAAGGCGGCUGUAUUGAUGUCAUCUUUUUUUCACCCCAAGUUUGGCUUUUCCCAUGCUUUUCCCGUAGCUGCUGCAUUGGGUGUCCCCAGGAGGGCUGGGUUCCUCAGCAGGGGUCUUAGGAGUUGCUAUGGAUUCUGAUUUUUCUGAAGCUGUAUGGAAGUGUGCUAGCGAAUCAGCUCUUUUCUCUCCUGAAAAGCUUUCCAUCUAUGUCCACCCGUGCGUCUCUGUGUUUUAAUCACGUAGCCGGACGCGCUGAGGUUCUUACUUUCUAAGCCAAAAGCUGAAGCAGAUGACCGUUUGCUUUGUGUGUGUGAGGAGUGGCAUUUGUGCUGGAGAGCUGCGGUUGGGAACAAAAGAUGGACUUAAUGUGCUCUGGGGACGGGCACGGGAGGAAACGCACAGAAAGGCAAGGCAGUGAUGAUUGCGGAGGAGAAAUGAGAGGUGGUUGCUUCCGAUCCGUGGGGACUUUCCUUGGGAGUGAUCGAUCAGAGAGCGUAUGGAAGUAGAGAGCAUCUUCUGGCUGCUUCUGUUCUGUAAACUUCUCCCUGGCUUCACAGGUCCAUGCUGGAGAGUGGGAGAAGGGUCCCUGCUGGCUGCCGUGUCCUGGGUGGGCACAGAGCUCUGACCUUGGCCAGAUGGGCUGGUUUCCGGGUGUUUUGAUCCUGACGUCGCCAAAGCCUCAGGCUUCUCUCCCUGGGCCCUUGCCGUUGCCGUAUCUCUUGGAUGCCGUGCAGAACGGAAUCAGGCAGCCAAGCCUCAGGUUCACCUUCUCCCUCACCCUCUGCGCUGCUCGUGUGGCACAGCAGAUCCUGAAGCCAGAGGAGCACGUGUACAUAAGGGUAAAGAGAUUCCUUCUGUCACACCGGUAUUUGGACCUGAGGAAGGUACCAGGUUUUCUCCAGCUUUUCUACAGUUUUGAUUUUGAGUACAAAACAGCACGAGUGGAUCCUCAGAUUUCUUGGGGAAGGGCUGCGUGACAAACAUUGCUGUGAGCUCUAUGUCUACCAGAGGAUUUUCCGGGUCAUUCUUUCCUUUCUCAGCAGUCCUUUGUGUGACCAGGGCUCCCAGAGUCCUAUUCUGGAGAUACGACAGAGUGCUGCCCGUGUCACCUCUAGAGCUGCCCAUGAGCCGAUAGAGGAUCACAGCCUCCUCUCGUGGGUCCUGCACGGCUUAGAGAAAAGGUAACCAGCCAAGUACGGGAGACAUGGGGACAAUUUCCUGUCCACGGCUGAAGAAUGACGUGGCUGAGGAUGAAAGCAAGGGGGACAGACCUGGAGACGGGGCACCGAGGGCUGCACUGGCAGAACUUGCUGAACGCUGAGGUGUCCCUUGUGUUUUUGAGAAGAGAAUCAAGAGGCUUUCAGGUGGUGGUGGGAGGGACGAUGGUGGGGGGGCUGUGUGAUUUGGGAAUCACUUCCUUGACAAAGCAAAAGGACACCUUGUGCUGGUGUCUUUAGCUUUGAAAUUUCAAGCAGCCUCAGUUCCCAUCCUGUCACAGGACCUGCUGCACAGGAAGUGGCACAGUAAGGGAUUUGAGCUGUCUAGAACGUUACUUCUCCUCCCCUUGCCUCUCCCUGACAAAAAAAAUCUCUUCUGCAAGCACAGAGUGCCCUGACAGGUUCAGGCAAGUGCACCAAAAGUGCCCUAGAAUAUGGUCCCCCGUAGGAGAUGGACCAGCUGCUGGUGAGGAUCUGCCUUUCAAAUGUGGUUUUCUUUUCUUUUUUUUCUUUUUGUUCUGUUUCAUUUUGUUUUUCAGGUUUCUGGAGAACCAGGUGAUAAAUAAAAUGAUUUCCUUACUCCAUCCUUUGUGGCUAAUAAAUUUAGGAGACAAGAGAGAAAACAGGAAUCGAUCCCAGAUGCUGCUGUUGAGAUGGGUAUAUGAUCUACCUGUAUAUAGAUAUAUGCGUAUCUAUCUAUAUCUGUGUAGUGAUAAUAAUGGGAGUUUUUAUGAUACGUUGCUUUACUGUCUUAUAUUUUUAAUAAAGUGCGAUUUUAAGUUAUUAGGUAUAACAUUUUAUUCUGCUUAUUGGCUAAAGUAACAUUUUCUUGUAUUUUAUUGGUAUCAAGUCAUGUUAAUCAUUAAUUGGUAAGAGUUUAUAAUGAAUUAUUAAGGUGUGAAUAUUGUUCAUUAAGGUACGUCUUUUUUUUACUGUAGGUAUUUUCAUGUGUUCGUAUGGGUUUUUAUGUUAAUGAUUUUGGGUUUUUGUGUUAUGAAUAUAUUAGUAUUUUAUUAGGGUUUUUUUGGUUAGUUUACUUGUUUGGUGUGUAGAUCACUCCUGUUAAGUAUGUUUAUCUAUAUAUGUUUUAAAAUGUAAGUUAUAAAUCUACUUGUUAAGGAUUUUUGUAGAGUUCUAUGUAAAAAUUUAAAUCGGUAGGGGAGAUAAAAAGCAGUAAUUAUUAAUAAGAUGAGUAUUUUAGUUUUUAAUAAUGAUUUAAGUUAUUCAGCGAUGUUUUAAUUUUUGAAAAUAUUAUUUAGUUAUUUUUUAUGUGUGAUUGAUUAAUUUUUAAAAAAAAAUUAGUAAUGUUUUUGUAAAUUGAUUUCUUGUGAUUUCAUCAAUUUAUAUAUUUUUAAAAAUGUUUUCUAUUUAUGAUUGUGUGUGAAUAAUAAAAAAUGAACAGUU